AUGCAGCGAGUACGGGGCGGAACGGCUCCAGACAUCGAGUCAGCUCUGCCGCAUUCGUAUGGAGAAGAGGAGUUGCAACUACAAUUGGCUCUGGCUAUCAGUCGCGAGGAGCAUGAACAGGAGAUGCGAAAACGGCAAGAGGAGGAAGCCAAGGAGGCACUUAAACUGCAGAUGGUUCUUGAACAGAGCAAGCGCGAAGAACAGAACCGUGCAGCUGCACAGGAGACUUUGGUUUCUACGACACCUGCCGCCACUACCAACUCCGCUGCCGCGCCCGGUGGCAGCCUCUUCAACCUCAUCGACACCUCGCUAUCGGCGGCGCCCGCUAACGCGCCUGAUCCCUGGACUCCUGUCGCUCUGCCAAUCAAUCCGCCACCCAGCAGUCAACCUCGGAACUCGCAUCUCCCUCGUCAGAGUCAGUCUUUCGCUGUGGAAGACCGCUCGUGUGUCGCUGCUGCCCCUCCUCCUUCCGCUGCAUUGUCUCUUCUUGAUGACGCGUGGACACCCAGAAUCCCCGCGCUUUCCCACUUCCCUGCGCCUUCUAUCAAAACCCUUGACCUCCGUCCCGCCUUCAUCCUUCUCCGUCUCCAGGCCGGCACAUUCCCCUCCUCAUUCCCCCUCACGAUCACGCCAUCUCACCUCAAUCGUGCUAGCCUCCCACCCUUUCUCACCUUUUUGUAUCCUCCCUCCUUACAGCAUCCUCCGGCACAAUCAGUAGAGAACGACAACAAUCCCUGGGCCUCGUUGGAUCCCCUGCUGGCAUCGGGGCCAACCAAUGGCCUGCAUCCUUCGCCCCUCCAAAACGGUAAUGGCCUCUCCGCGACCCCUGCAGCGGCUCUAGGCGGUGCUAGUGGUGGUGGUGGCGCAACAACCUCACCGGCAACG
Molecule: messenger RNA, 885 nt
Organism: Dibothriocephalus latus
Lineage: Eukaryota; Metazoa; Platyhelminthes; Cestoda; Diphyllobothriidea; Diphyllobothriidae
Source: the annotation of a GenBank genome assembly